Messenger RNA from Dreissena polymorpha, 6112 nucleotides. RefSeq names its product coiled-coil domain-containing protein 157-like. The record is from RefSeq and is a predicted model, not a curated record. Bases 124 to 2742 code for a protein of 872 amino acids. The transcript has 12 exons. NCBI's taxonomy places the organism in Eukaryota, Metazoa, Mollusca, Bivalvia, Myida, Dreissenidae.
CGUUAAUGCAUUGUACGAUGAUCCAAUCACCUUACUCGAAACGUUGGUAACAUAUGUAAACAACAUGGCGGAACUGUCAUUCCUUAAUCGCAUUUGAAAGCAUCAAAAAGAUCAACCAUCAAAAUGGCGUAUUUACUUGGUGCAGCUGGUGUUAUGGAGAGCCUUCAAAAUGAUGUUAAGGAUGUACAAACAUGUAUUGUUGACAUAACAUCAAGAAUAGGAACAGUGACAUGCACAUCCUGGAAGUUUCCAGACAAGCAGGCUGUCAGCCUUGACAUUGAAGAUCUCCUGGACCUCUACAGCUACUCUGAUGACCCUGAAGAAAGACAGGUGGCACAUAUCGCCCUUUAUGAGCUUGUUAUAGAUAGACUGGUGCUCUUGCUGCACGUCAUGGCCAGCUACACUGAGGGAUUGCUGAGAACAUUGAGCAAGGAGUCGGAGCACACCAACAUCGCUGGCACAUCUGUGGGUGUCGUCGUUCGCAAAUACUGGUCCAGGCUCUCACAGCUGCAGACAGUUGUGAAACAAGCUGUGCAAGAGAAAAAUGCCAUGUCCCGCGAGGUUGGUGACUUAGAAAAUGAGGUGAGGAGACUUGAUAUGGAGCUGAAGCAGUCUUACUCCUCCAACAGACCCAAGACUGGUGGUCUUGGUGGACUUAUACCCCCAAACAGAGCUGAAAUGAUCAGUGGUCUGAGUAUAGAUCCCUCGAAAUUGAAAGAGUUUGGACUACUAGGCAGAGACGAAUAUAACAAGGCCUCUCAGACAAAUGAGACUGCUUUUACACCUUGUGACGCGUGCUCCAUAGUGCAAAAAAGCUUCAGACAGAGUGGUGAAACCGUAGUAAGCAUUUGUCAACAGCAGCAGAUUCCAUCAUGCCUUCAAAAAUUCCGCCCGCAAGUGUCCCACCUUGAUUGGUUGCCUAGCAAUGAUGUGUCACGGUGGGCUGCAGAACAAAACAAAGACCUUCAGAGGAUCAGCAAACUAACUGCCACAAUCAAACCAAUCAAAGACGAGUUGAACGAGUGCAGGGAAAAGUCAGAGAAACUCGAAAAGCGUGUGCAGAAUUUUGACCGGGAUUUAAAGCGGGAAAAAGACGACAGAUCGGCCUUGCAGAAUGGUUAUGAGAAGAAGAUAAAGGAGAUAGAGAUGCAGCACACGAAGACCCUAGAGCUGGAGGUGCAACAGAGGGAGCUACUGGAGAGGCACAAACAGGAGCUGGAACGCAUGCUGAGUCAGCAGAAACACGAGCUGCUGGAGAAACAGUCCCUGCUUAGAGACAUGGAAAACAUCAAAUCCAAUCUGGAGCAAGAACUUACAGGUAGCAAAGUGAACCAUGUGGAAGUGCAGCGACUUCAGCGUGAGAUGACCUGCCUGCAGGGAAAGCUGGAAGAGGUGGCCUGCAAGAUGGCAGAGUCUGCUAAGGAUCUGCAGAAGGAACAGGCCAAGAAUAAGAGUGUCUCAAAGCAUACACAGAGUCUGCAGUCAAAACAAGAGUCUUUGAUGAUACGUAUUGAGGUACUUGAUGAGGAAAAUAAGGAACUUAAAGACAAACUUGCAGAAAUGGAGGACGAAAAAGAUACUGUUGAUGAAAAAUUUGAAGAAUUCAAAAGGCAGAUAACUCAGAAAGAAAAUACAUUGAAAGAGAAGCAAUCGGAGAUCGAUCACCUGUUGGCAGAUAAAGAGAGCCUUGAGCAGUCCAUUCAUACCCUGGAGGUCACUGUGUCCACUCUGAGUGACCGACUAGAGGAGGCCAAGGAACGUGAACGCCUAAUAGUCGAGUAUCCUGACAUUAACGGACCAGUCAACCCUGACCUUUCAGGGACGGGAGACAUCCUGUUGGACAUGGAGAACCAGGUGAAGGCCAACAAUAUCCGUAUACAGCUGCUGGAGAGACAAAAUGACGGGCUCAGGAACUCCAUCAGCAAACUGUCAGGCAUGCAGCAACAGCAGCAGUAUAUGGGAGACGCUGGCUAUGGAGAGCACGCUGCUGGGAAUAAUGGGACUGGUGGGUCAGGACAGAAAUGGGCUGUGCAGAGAAGUAAUCCAAAACAGUUAUGGGACACAAGUUUAGCUCAAAGGCAACGCCAACAUGAUAACAGUGAUGGUGGUGGUGAUGAUGAUAACUACAACCAUCCAGAAUAUUCCAACAUGGAGAACAUGUACAACAAUUCAAAAGACUCAGAAAAACCUCUCCACGUUCCUAGUGGUAUACAUGGAAAUCAGGGAGUUUGGAAUCAAGCCUAUGUGAAAAGCAACAAAACCAAGGUACAAUCCGGUGUACAAAAUAUGGAAUUCGACAGUGGGGCAAUUAAACACCACACAUCACCACUCAAAAAAGAUAGGCCCCCCUUCGGUCAUAGACCUUUGACAACCGAAAGUGGUAAAAAGUCUGUGUCUGAAUUUGUCGUAGGGCGACCAAUAUCAAGACCAGAGAGCACUAAAAUGGGUCAAGGCCAGAGCUCAAGCUCAGGUGUGAAGAGUCGACCCUCUAGCGGAAAAACAUACAUGACUCCUGUCAAUGCUACAAGCAUUGGUGCUUACUUACAGAUGAAGAAAGCUGGUAAACUUAACCUUCCUGAGAAAAAUACAGGGAUGCCAACGCCGCCUGCCAAGCUACGUGUGCCAUCGGCGCCAUCUGAGGACGAAUAUGUGAAACAGGAUAACUUCAGUUGCCAUAACUGUGAUAAGAUGUACACAAAACAGCGUGAUCUGGAAAUACACAUGUCCUACUGUACUGGAUGAUAUGGGCCUACUUGAAUUGACCAUGCGUUCUUCAAAAUAAGUCCAUUGCUGACAUAAACUAAGCUUCUAGGAAAUAUUUAACAAAGUAUUAUGGCAGCAAAUGUCAUGUAAAAUGUUCUAUGUGAAAGCCAAUUAUUUUGUUAAUACUCAAGGUAAACUAUUUAGUGUGAUAAAUACUUUCCAGUUUAAGAUAUUUAUUUGAAUAAAGGACCAGAAACAAACAUAUACCAAAGUUUGCCCUUAUAAGUUCUGUGUAUACAUGUACUAGCCAUAGAAGUGCUGAAAUUUUGGGUAUCUUUGCUUGACUUUUUUGCACCAGUACUGUUACUGUACAGUAGUGAAUGCUGUUAAAAUUGUACUUACAUUUCAUACAAUCUAUUGACCAAAUAGGGGAAACACAGAUAGUUGUUUCACUUUACACUGACUAUUAUUUUUCUUGUUGAAGGAUUAUGUUACUUCUAUUUUUAUGCUCCCCGAAAAAAAAAAUUCGGGGAGCAUAUUGUUGCCAGUUUGUAGUUCCUUCCUUACUUCCGUCACACUUUUGUUACAGUUUCUCAUAGCGCCUUCAAUAUUUUACCGAUCUCUUACAUAUUUGGCAUGUAGGUACCUUGCAUGGACCUCUACCUUUUCAUGAGGUUUGAGGUCGCUGGGGUCAAGGUCAUCUAGGCUAAUAAUAGAUUUUUCCGUCACAAUUUUGUUACAGUUUCUCAUAGCACCUUCAAUAUUUUUCCAUUCGCUUACAUAUUUGGCAUGUAAGUACCUUGCACGGACCUCUACCUUUUGAUGGGGGUCACUGUGGUCAAGGUCACCAAGGCUAAUAAUAGAUUUUUCGUCACAAUUUUGUUACAGUUUCUCAUAGCACCUUCAAUAUUUUACCGAUCUCUUACAUAUUUGGCAUGUAGGUACCUUGCAUGGGCCUCUACCUUUUCAUGAGGUUUGAGGUCGCUAGGGUCAAGGUCAAGGUCACUAAGGCUUAAAAUAGAUUUUUCCGUCACACUUUUGUUACAGUUUCUCAUAGCACCUUCAAUAUUUUUCCAAUCUCUUACAUAUUUGGCAUGUAGGUACCUUGCAUGGACCUCUACCUUUUGAUGAGGUUUGAGGUCACUGGGGUCAAGGUCAAGGUCACCGAGACUAAUAAUAAAUUUUUCCGUCACAAUUUUGUUACAGUUUCUCAUAGCACCUUCAAUAUUUUUCCGAUCUCUUACAUAUUUGGCAUGUAGGUACCUUGCAUGGACCUCUACCUUUUGAUGAGGUCACUGGGGUCAAGGUCACCGAGGCUAAUAAUAGAUUUUUCGUCACUAUUUUGUUACAGUUUCUCAUAGCACCUUCAAUAUUUAUCUGAUCUCUUACAUAUUUGGCAUGUAGGUACCUUUCAUGGACCUCUACCUUUUGAUGAGGUCACUGGGGUCAAGGUCAACGAUGCUAAUAAUAGAUUUUUCCGUCACAAUUUUGUUACAGUUUCUCAUAGCGCCUUCAAUAUUUUACCGUUCUCUUACAUAUUUGGCAUGUAGGUACCUUGCAUGGACCUCUACCUUUUGAUGAGGUUUGAGGUCACUGGGGUCAAGGUCACAGAGGCUUAAAAUAGAAGUUUUCGUCACAAUUUUGUUACAGUUUCUCAUAGCGCCUUCAAUAUUUAACCGAUCUCUUACAUAUUUGGCAUGUAGGUACCUUGCAUGGAUCUAUCCUUUUGAUGAGGUUUGAGGUCAAGGUCACUGAGGCUUAUAAUAGAUUUUUUUAAGGUGGUUAUUAACACAUAGAUUGACAAAGCGCAUCAUCGGGGAGCAUCCAUCAGUUUCACUGAUAUUCUUGUUAAAUAAGACAUUGUCUAUGAUAAAAUAUUUUUACAACAGCUGUUAAAGAAGUGCUUAUUUAUUACACUAAUGAAUAUCAAAAUAGGUGCCUUAAUUAUAAUUUAUAACCCUUCAAAGUUUGUUGGUAUAUUAUACUGGAAUUACAUUGUUCGUCUGAUUGGUUUGUUGAUUUGUCGUUCAGUUGGUCUGUGGUUUGGUAUGGUAGGCUGUAGAUGUGUUCAUAUGUUCCUAACCAAAUGCUAAGUUUCUGCCCAAUCAACAUGAAACUUUCUAGACAUGUUUUUUAUACUAUGUAGAAUUGUAGAUAUGCAAGAUGUAGAUUUCGCGUAUGCUGCAAAUUGUUUGCAGAAAUGUACGCACUUGAACUUUGCAGAUUUUGGAUGCUGACUUUAUCGUGAAUGUGUUCUUUGUGUUUUGAGCUCCUCACUCAGUUUUGUGUGUAUCUGACAGUUGAACUGUCCCUUAGUCAGUCUGUGCGUCCGUUCGAAAACUUUUAUAUUAGCCAUAACUUUUGCAAUAUUGAAGAUAGCAAGUUUGGCAUGCGUAUCUCAUGGAGCUGCACAUUUUGAGUGGUGCAAGGUCAAGGUCAUCCUUCAAGAUUAAAUGUCAACAAAAACAUAUCCAAGGGAAGUAACAAGCUUUAAAGGGAGAUAAUUUCUAUCAUUUGGCAGAUACAGAUCAUUUUUACAAGGGAAGUAAUAUUUUUAAAGGGAUAUAAUGACAUUUUUAUAUAAAUUAAAUCAAAGCGGAGCAGUAGGGGGCAUUGUGUUUCUGACAAACACAUCUCUUAUUAUAUUUAGAAGUGAAUUACGUUUAUUUUGUGCAUAUUGCAAUAUUCUUUGCAUAGUUUUAAGCCCUUGAUUUUAGACAAUUUAUGCAUACUUCAUUUUAAAUGUGUACUAUGGGACUAUGUGUUGUUAACUCGUCAAAAUGAAUCUAAUAGGUAUGAUGUUCUUACUACGUAGAAAUGACAUACAUUAUUUUUGUGCAUGUCACGAGAUUCUGUGCAGAGUUAAAUGAUCUUGAACUGAGGCAAAAAUGUUUUGUUAACAUGAUUGUACAUGUGUAGUUUGUAUUGCGAACUUUUCUCGCUUUGUGUAGUUUGUAUCGCGAACUUUUCUCGCUUUGUGUAGUUUGUAUCGCAAACUUUUCUCGCUUUUUGUGCUUAUCAAGAUGAAACUUUAUAGAUAUGAUAGUACACUAUGUUUAAGCAAAAGACGUCAUUUUUCUGUAUGCCACACUAUUUGUUACAAAGUUAUAAGCCCUUGAACUUACGCCAUUGAUUAUAAUUAUAAUGUGAUAUUUGUUGUCUUUGUGUGUAAUCAAUGGUAAGUAUUGAACGAAACUAUUUUGAGAUUAAUUUUACAAACAUUCUCGUUUUGCACCUGCUUAAAAUGAUAUGUAGGUAUUUGUCAUCUUCAAUAACUGUUCUAGUUUCUUACUGGCUUAUUACAUGUAUCAUUUUAUUGAAAUAAUACACUCAUAUAUAUUUCUAUUUCAAAAACAUGUAUAUAAUUUUAUUUCAGCAUAUAAUAGUAUAUUAAAGCUUACUUACUUUU